Solea senegalensis (Senegalese sole) is the source of this 5782-nucleotide messenger RNA. RefSeq names its product membrane-associated phosphatidylinositol transfer protein 2. The record is from RefSeq and is a predicted model, not a curated record. The transcript is spliced from 30 exons. NCBI's taxonomy places the organism in Eukaryota, Metazoa, Chordata, Actinopteri, Pleuronectiformes, Soleidae. Gene Ontology annotation, molecular function: phosphatidylinositol transfer activity; metal ion binding; phosphatidylinositol binding. Gene Ontology annotation, cellular component: cytoplasm. Gene Ontology annotation, biological process: phospholipid transport. Bases 625 to 4935 code for a protein of 1436 amino acids.
GUGUUCUGAUGUAACCGCGAACCUGGUUUAAUCUUCAUCAUCAGCUGGGAACACUGGCGCUGAAACCACGGUCAGAACAUCCAUGUGUAGGAUCCACAGAUCCACGGUGACGUCCGUCCGCCUGCAGCGGUGCUGACAGCGGAUACUCACCGGGGGAGUGAGUGUUGUGUUCGGGCACUACAGGACGUACAUACCGCCGUGGACACACACGGCCAGCUCACCGUCCACUGGGCUUCACCGUGGGCAGACAUCCAGCUGAGGAACUGCGGACACGUUCAUAGCAGGGAGAUGGACUGCAGGUCAGAGAUGAUGGCACGUGUCUGUGGUUCUGAAAACUCACCUGAGAAACACUGGCUGUCAGCUGCAUAGUAUUCCAGUCUCAUAUAAAGGCAAAGGCUGUGAGCGAGGAGAGCGAUGAACCGCAGAGCUGCUGCUGCACAAAUCUUGAAGCUCAUUGUCAUUCUGAGCCUCACCCUGUGUACACUGGUAUGGCAGUAAGUUAAAAUGUGUGAAUAACGAUGACUCCCUGCUGCUUGAAGAGUGAAGCCGACUGAGAGGAGCGCCGCCUCACUUCAACACUCUCAACGCACACACACACACACAUAUACACUCAGAAGAAUAACCAUGCUGAUCAAGGAGUAUCGUAUCCCCAUGCCAAUGAGCGUGGAGGAGUACCGAAUUGCUCAGCUCUACAUGAUCCAGAAAAAGAGCCGAGAGGAGAGCUGUGGCGAGGGCAGCGGGGUGGAGAUCCUGGAGAACAGGCCCUACGAGGAUGGCCCCGGAGGCUCGGGCCAGUACACACACAAAGUCUAUCACAUUGGGAAACACAUCCCGUCGUGGUUCUGUUCCAUCCUGCCUCAGGCCGCUCUCCGAGUGGAGGAGGAGUCCUGGAAUGCCUACCCUUACACACGCACCCGGUAUACUUGUCCCUUUGUGGAGAAAUUCUCUAUUGACAUUGAGACAUAUUAUAAACCAGAUACUGGAAAUCAAGGGGACGUCUUCAGUCUGUCCUCUGUUGAGAAGAGACAGAGAACUGUGGAUCUCAUAGAUAUCGUAAAGGACUACAUCGCUCCUCAUGAGUACCUGGUGGAGGAGGACCCAAAGCUGUAUCAGUCCAUCAAGACCAAACGGGGUCCACUGUCAGACGACUGGAUCGAGGAGAUCAUCCAGAAUCCUUGUGAGAACCAGGUCAUGUGUGCUUACAAGCUCUGCAAAGUGGAGUUCAGAUACUGGGGCAUGCAGUCCAAGAUCGAACGCUUCAUACAUGACGUGGGUCUGCGUAAAGUGAUGGUACGUGCCCACCGGCAGGCAUGGUGCUGGCAGGACGAGUGGUACGGCCUGACCAUUGAGGACAUCAGGGAGCUGGAGCUGGAGACCCAGCUGGCGUUGGCCAAGAAGAUGGCCCAGUACAGCCUUACCGAGGAAGGGGGAGCGGAGACCAAUGGCUCGUCUGUGAGCCAGGACCAGACAUCCGGAGCUGAGGCCAUGGGGGCAAAAGCAGAGGCAGAUGGAGGGAAAAAUAGGGAUUCCCUGGGGAAUCGAGGAGAACUCACCAAACAGUGGUCAACGUCGUCCAGAUCCUCCAACAGGUCAUCAAAGAGAGGAGGAAGUCCGUCUCAUCAGAGCAUUUCAGAGUGGAGGAUGCAGAGCAUUGCACGGGACUCUGAGGACAGUACAGACGAUGAGUUCUUUGACGCUCAUGAGGACUUCUCUGACAACGAGGAGAUGUUUGCCAAGGAGAUCACCAAGUGGAGCUCAAAUGACCUGAUGGACAAGAUAGAGACAAUAGAGGUGGAUGAAGCACAAGAAGUCUUGUAUCAGGAGUCAGGUGGGGAGUAUGCUGGGAUGAGUAAUGAGGAGACGCAGAUGGAGGAUUGUUCAUCCCAGCAGUGUCUGCAGCCGUCCAAAGUUCACGUCCUCGUCCUAGUCCUGCACGGUGGAAACAUUCUGGACACUGGCUCAGGCGAACAGAGCAGCAAGCAGGGGGAUGUAAACACCCUGAGUGGGGCUUUUGACACCGUGAUGAGGGUCCAUUACCCUGCGGCAAUGGGACGCAUCACCAUCCGGAUGGUCCCGUGUCCCGCUGUGUGUGCUGACGCAUUCUCGCUGGUCUCUAACCUGAGCCCCUACAGCUACGAUGAAGGCUGCCUCUCCAGCAGUCAGGACCACAUCCCGCUGGCUGCUCUGCCUCUGUUGGCUACCUCUGCACCACAGUAUCAAGAUGCGGUGGCGACUGUCAUCCUAAGAGCCAAUCAGGUGUACAAUGACUUCAUCAAGUCUUUAGAAGGGACAUCCUUCAAUGGCCAGGUGUGUGUCAUUGGCGACUGUGUUGGAGGAAUCCUGGGAUUCGAUGCUCUGUGCAGCAGCUCAGUGACGGUGAUAGAGAGUCAGAACAGCAGCAGACGAGGCAGCACCAUCAGUGUGCAGGACACGGACCUUCUCUCUCCAGGUAUCAUCAUAAACAGCGUCUCUCCGUCCUCGCCGUCCCUCGAGGGAAGCCGCCACCUCAGCCGCAGCAACAUCGACAUUCCUCGCUGCUCGGGGCCCGACGACCCCAAGAAACAACUGCCACGCAAGCGCAGUGACUCCUCCACGUAUGAGCUAGACACCAUCAAACACCACCAAGCCUUCCUGUCCAGUCUUCACUCCAGUGUCCUCUACGCUGAGCCUGGGUCACGGCGAUCCAGCAACAGCACCAUGUUGGAGGGAGGCUCCUUGGGGAAGUUUGACUUCGAGGUGACAGACUUCUUCCUCUUCGGCUCUCCUCUGGGGCUUGUGCUCGCACUGAGGAAGACUGUGGUGCCCUCGUUAGAUGUGUCAGCCUUGCGUCCCGCCUGUCAGCAGGUUUACAACCUGUUUCACCCGGCCGACCCCUCGGCCUCGCGCCUGGAGCCGCUCCUGGACAAGAGGUUCCACCUGCUGCCUCCCUUUAGUGUUCCACGUUAUCAGCGCUUUCCUCUGGGUGACGGGCACUCUGCUCUCCUGGUGGAGACAGUGCAGAGUAACCCUCAGCUUCUCAUGGAGUCUGCUGCGGCUUCCCAACGUUGCCAGGAAAGUGUCGUCAGUGAGACCACCAUCCCUGUGCCUAUCCUCAACUGGCAGACUUCACAGCUCCACACAGAGAGUCUGGCAAAUCAAAUCUGCAAAGCAGAUGCUCUUCACACACAUAAUUUCGUGGACGGCCAGUAUCCGCCGCCCACGUCACCCGGCGUCCCUCACCUCCGCUGCACGCGCAGGGCCAGCGAGGCCAGCAUAGCGAGUCAGGUGUCAGGCUUGGCCGACGCGUACACCGCCUCCAACAUCGCCACGACACACAAAGUGAGCCUCAGUAAAAGGCCCAGUCUGCUGUCCCACCUGACUCUGCCCUACAAUAAAUUUGCCGCUCGGACGUCGUCCGCUCGGUCGCGCAGCAAAAUGCGUGGGGUGUUGCCGAGAUCCAACGGUGUGGAGUCAGAGCAGAGCUCGGACUUUAGCUCUGACAUGACUUCUCACCUGACCGAUGACAUGUCUGACGUCACUGACAUCAGCUCUGCUCCCCUGUCACUGGGGGUGUUGAAGAACAUAGAGCAAGUUGCCUCUCGGUGGUGGGGCAGUAAGAGGACAGACUAUGCUCUGUACUGUCCUGACGCCCUGACAGCGUUUCCAACGGUGGCUCUGCCUCAUCUCUUCCACGCCUCCUACUGGGAAUCCACAGAUGUUGUCUCCUUUCUACUUCGACAGGUGAUGAGACAUGAGAAUUCCAGUAUUUUGGAGCUGGACGGGAAAGAAGUCUCUGAAUUCACUCCGUCCAAACCUCGAGAAAAGUGGCUUCGCAAGAGAACUCACGUUAAAAUCAGAAACGUGACGGCAAACCACCGCGUGAACGACGCCGUGUUCACGGAGGACGGAGCGCAGAUGGUGAUGGGACGCUUCAUGUACGGUCCUCUGGACAUGGUCACCCUCACUGGAGAGAAGAUUGACAUCCACAUCAUGACCCAGCCUCCCUCUGGAGAGUGGGUGUACUUUAACACAGAGCUCACCAACAGCAGUGGGCGUGUCUCUUAUGUAAUCCCUGAAAACAAAAAACUGGGUGUCGGUGUGUAUCCUGUCAAAAUGGUCGUCAGGGGUGACCACACAUUUGCAGACAGCUAUCUAACUAUUUUACCACGGGGAACAGAGUUUGUUGUGUUCAGUAUUGACGGGUCAUUCGCUGCCAGUGUGUCGAUCAUGGGCAGUGACCCAAAGGUUCGAGCUGGAGCUGUAGAUGUGGUGAGAUACUGGCAGGACUUGGGCUAUUUGAUAGUGUACGUCACGGGUCGCCCUGACAUGCAGAAACAGCGCGUGGUGGCCUGGCUCUCGCAACAUAACUUCCCUCAUGGCAUCGUCUCCUUCUGCGAUGGGCUGGUUCACGACCCCCUCCGCCACAAGGCCAACUUCCUCAAACACCUCAUCAACGAGGCCCACAUGAGGAUCUUCGCAGCCUAUGGCUCCACCAAGGACAUCUCCGUGUACACGUCCAUCGGUCUGUCUCCGUUUCACAUCUACAUAGUGGGGAGACCCACAAAGAAAAUGCAGCACCAGUGUCAGUUCAUCUCGGAUGGCUACGCCUCCCACCUGUCCCAGCUGGAGUACAACCAGAGGUCUCGCCCCGCGAAGUCCGCCACCAACCGCAUGGUCCUCCGGAAGGGCAGCUUUGGCCUGGGCGCAGCUGGAGGAGACUUCCUGCGCAAGCGCAACCACAUCUUUCGCAGCAUCUCGUCUCAGAAGCCCACAGGAGCUGGGUCGGCAUCGCCCAACCCGACGGGCCGGACUGAACGAACGCUGAGCCAGUGCGAGACAGAGCGCGAGCGAGUCAUCGCCACGGCGACCCAGAGAAGCAUGAGCCUGGCUGCGGGCUGCUGGGGCCGCAGCGGGAGCACCAAGGAGGGCAGUGGAGGGUUACUUGGGCCAAAAUAAUUAAAAGAAGGAGCUGCGGCGGUUGUAAAGGACUCGGCCUGAGCCACCAUGAUCUCUGGAUGAGUGAUGGCUGGAAUGAAGAGAGGAGAGGAAAUAGGAAGUCGAGAUAAAGGGGUUAUAGUCUAGAAAUGAAAGAUAGUUGAGGGAUAAAAACACACUUUUAUUAUUCUAUUAGAGAAUAGAGAAGGAGAGAUAUUUAGGGAUCUGUUCAGGAGGAGUGGACUAAUCAGGCCAAAUGGGACGCAGUGAACAAAAGACAGUUCUGUAGCAUGACUCUUUUACAGUAAUACUUUUUAUAGGAUACAUUUACUAUUAAAAAGUGACAAGGAAGGGUUUAGAGAAUUAUUGUAAGCCUUAAAGUUAUCUCGUAUAACGGGACGAGCCCGAACCCCCCCAACGUUUCUAAACACACACACACACACACGCCCAAACAUUCCCCCUCAUGAGCUCAGGACAAACAGUUAGAGCCAGAUUCAUCUUCAAGCUCGGGGGUUCGGGCCACGUGAAAAAAAAAAGCCAAUGACUUUCACCUCGGUUUUUGUCAACACCUGUCGGCUACGUGACAUGUUUCACUCACACUCAGCAAUGACUGGCAAUAAGUACGACACAAGAGAGAGAGAGAGAGAGAGAGAGAGAAAGAGGCCACAGUGUGAAGAAAACGUCAAUCUUCAAGGAUCAGGUCUCCCAAAUUACGAAAGAUAUCAUUUUCAUCUUUUACCAUUCGUAGUAUUUAUUCAUGAUGCUAGUUUUGCUUUUAUUUGUCCAGAAUGUGCACAAGAAAUAAUCAGUCAAAUAAGCUCAAAAUCACUGUAAAACUCACAUUGGCCUCAUAAAUGUUCAAAUUAGU